Messenger RNA from Triticum dicoccoides, 1615 nucleotides. RefSeq names its product probable serine/threonine-protein kinase PBL18. NCBI's taxonomy places the organism in Eukaryota, Viridiplantae, Streptophyta, Magnoliopsida, Poales, Poaceae. The record is from RefSeq and is a predicted model, not a curated record. The transcript has 2 exons. Bases 219 to 1451 code for a protein of 410 amino acids. Gene Ontology annotation, molecular function: ATP binding; protein kinase activity. Gene Ontology annotation, biological process: protein phosphorylation.
CGAUCCAAGCAAGCUGCUGCUGCCGCAUAUCACUCUCCAGAAGUCAUCAUAUGCGCCAACCGGACGAACCUGUCCGGUCGCUUCCCCGGUUCCCCUUAUAUCCUUGUUCCUCUUCUUCCACCUCCGUACUGUGACCUGUUGCUCCGUUUGGAUCAAUCGACCGGAGCUCUGCAGCACCUAGCCGGGGAGCACAGCGGAUAAGCUAAGCUUCGGCGGCCAUGGGGAACUUGUGUGUGUGCAUGGGCGGCUCCGCCAAGUGCGCCAGCGCCUCCACUCCCUUCCAAUCAAAGGUGAACCCAAGGAGCAGCACCUCCAACUCCAACUCCAAGGCGUCGCGCCGGAGCAGCUCCGGCCCGGAGAAGCCGCCGCAGCCGGCGGAGGCGCCGACGGCGGCGGGGGAGGCGCAGGCGGUGCCGCCGGCGUCGCUCAAGUCGUUCAGCAUGGCGGACCUGCGGGCGGCCACCAAGAACUUCGGCUCCACGUCGUACCUGGGCGAGGGCGGGUUCGGGUGCGUGUACAAGGGGUGGAUCGACGAGACCACGCUCGCCCCCGCCAGGCCCGGCGCCACCAACGCCAUGAUGGUGGCCAUCAAGAAGCUCAAGAAGGAGAGCUUCCAGGGCCACCGGGAGUGGCUCACCGAGGUCACCUACCUCGGCGACCUCCACCAUGAGAACCUGGUCAAGCUCGUCGGCUACUGCUCCGACUCCGACAGCAACAAGCUGCUGGUGUACGAGUACAUGCCGCGCGGCAGCCUCGAGAACCACCUGUUCCGUCGCGGCAGCCAGCCGCCGCUGCCGUGGUCCACGCGCGUGUCCGUCGCCGUCGACGUCGCCCGCGGCCUCGCCUUCCUCCACUCCCGCGACGUCAUCUUCCGGGACCUCAAGUCCUCCAACGUCCUCCUCGGCCCCGACCACCGCGCCAAGCUCUCCGACUUCGGCCUCGCCCGCGCCGGCCCCACCGGCGGCAAGACCCACGUCUCCACCCGCGUCGUCGGCACGCGCGGGUACGCCGCGCCGGAGUACGUCGCCACGGGCCACCUCUCCGCCAAGAGCGACGUGUACGGGUUCGGGGUGGUGCUCCUGGAGCUCAUGACGGGGCGGCGCGCGCUGGACGAGGCCCGCGGCGUGGCGUCGGAGCUGCUGGUGGACUGGGCGAUGCCGAUGCUGCAAGGGGAGCGGCGCAAGGUGAUACGGGUCAUGGACACCAGGCUCGGCGGGCAGUACCCGAAGAGGCAGGCCCAGGACAUGGCCGCGCUCGCGCUCCGCUGCCUGCAGAACGACCCCAAGACCCGCCCCUCCAUGGCCGACGACGUCCUCCCCUCCCUCGAGCUCCUGCUGCAGCCAACCACCGCCAAGUCCACCUCCUCCUCCUCGACGACGACGUCGUCCAGAUCGCCGGCCGCGUCGGCGACAACGCCGGUGCACAGAGGCCACCGUCGUCAGAAAGCGUAGCUAGCUAGGAGACUCUGAACAUUUAAUUAUUGUGUUCAAUUAGUGUGUUCAUCUGUGCAGUAGAAUAGAAUUUCCUUUGUAGAUUAUUGGAAAUUGGACUUGUUUUUCUCUCUCGUUUCAGCCGUUUGGACCGUUUGGAAUACUGGAGGAGUAUUACAUAAGUA